AGAGCGAUUUAAAAAUGGGUGAUGUUGAGAAGGGCAAGAAGAUUUUUGUGCAGAAGUGUGCCCAGUGCCAUACUGUGGAAAAGGCAGGCAAGCACAAGACUGGGCCAAAUCUCCAUGGUCUGUUUGGGCGAAAGACUGGUCAGGCCCCUGGAUUUUCUUACACGGAUGCCAACAAGAACAAAGGUAUCACCUGGGGAGAAGAAACCUUGAUGGAGUAUUUGGAGAAUCCCAAGAAGUACAUCCCUGGAACAAAAAUGAUCUUCGCUGGCAUUAAGAAGACUGCAGAAAGGGCAGACUUGAUAGCGUAUCUCAAAAAGGCUACUAAGGAAUAAUAGUUGGCCACUGCCUUAUUUAUUACAACACAGAAAUGUCUCGUGACAUUUUUUUUUUAUGUGUACCAUAUUUAAAUUG
Molecule: messenger RNA, 411 nt
Organism: Rhinolophus ferrumequinum (greater horseshoe bat)
Lineage: Eukaryota; Metazoa; Chordata; Mammalia; Chiroptera; Rhinolophidae
Product: cytochrome c-like
Exons: 1
Coding region: 15-332 (105 amino acids)
Biological process (GO): mitochondrial electron transport, cytochrome c to oxygen; mitochondrial electron transport, ubiquinol to cytochrome c
Cellular component (GO): mitochondrial intermembrane space
Molecular function (GO): heme binding; electron transfer activity
Source: RefSeq, a predicted model, not a curated record